AAAUCCGUUUAAAAUGACAAUGCUCUUACUUAUGGUUAUGAUAAUGCAUAUAGCAUUGUUCGAUUUAGUUUUUCCAAAAAGUAUUUUAAUUGAGAUUUGAAAUAGAAUUUGUAUUAUAUUUUCCAUUUAAAAUCUAAUUUCUAUUUGUAAAUGCAUGCAUGCGGAAAAAAUAAAAAGUCAAAAGUAUCCGUUAAGUAAAAAUUCAAUGAAAAUGUGAUGUUAUUUCCUUAUGAAAUAGACAUGCUUUGAUAGAGGAACUAAGAUUUUCCUCAUUGACAUAUGGUUUGGAGGAUUAAUUCAUUCAUUGUUUGCCCUGGCUCAUUAUUUGAAUGGCAUCGUGCAAUGAAACUGUAGAGACGUUAUUCACACAUCGACAAGGAUUUGCUAUAGAUGAUGGAAUGUUGACGACGGUAUUCCUGUUUGUGCUCAUCUUAGCCAACCUAAUCCUGACGAUCCACUUUUAUCUGUCUUGGAGAAGUAGACGAAAAUACCUGCUUUUACCAAGAGGAAUUAAAAGGAAACAGGGUGUCUCUCAAAGGCUACAAGCAGACCCACAAAGAGAAAUAGAUCCAAUCUACGCCGACAUUAGAGAAUCUUACUUUUCCGACACACACGGAGAAAUGUACGCAUGUAUCGACACCAAGCUUGGGGGUAAGAACACCUACAGAAGACUGAAGGACAAAUUUACAUGGCGUGGACGGAACAGAGAUAAGACGAAAACUCUGACAAUGUUGUUUGAUAUGCAUUCACAGGACGUGAAUAGAACGGUCAGGCGGUUAGAAUCUGAAGAGAUUACCACAGAGUGAUGUUAACUAUGAGUGUCUUCUUUUUUAAACAACGAUCAUGAUGGCAUGUGUGGUGCUUUUUCA
Magallana angulata is the source of this 869-nucleotide messenger RNA. RefSeq lists its product as uncharacterized. The record is from RefSeq and is a predicted model, not a curated record. The transcript has 4 exons. Bases 330 to 806 code for a protein of 158 amino acids. NCBI's taxonomy places the organism in Eukaryota, Metazoa, Mollusca, Bivalvia, Ostreida, Ostreidae.